AUGCCACUUUUUAGCUCUCCUGUUAAGGUAGGAGGACUGUACUCUAUGCAAACCUUUGGAUAUUUCCCCCCAAUUUGGUAAAUCCUGCGGACAACUGGAUCACUAUAGAAAACAUUAGAAAUGACACCAACGUCAAGAAGAAGGAUAUGUUGUUUUUGUCAGUCUACUGUGCUUCAUUUUUGUGAACAGAAUAUAAACGCAAUCUAAUUUACAGUACACCAGUACACGUUUUUUUAAAAAACUUUCCAGACAAGUGGAAGAAUCUUAUAUAGUAUUAGAGAGCCUUUGGUUCAUGUGAAAGGCAAAUUCACAGGCAGGGAGGAGGAUUACAGGAAGGGCUCUGAGUUGCUUCUUAUCACGCUGUAACAUCCAGCUUGCGGGCGCACUCAAGACGCUUCUUCGAGCUUCAGAGGGAGGAAAGGAAAACUCAUGGAAAACAAAAUGCACGGAAAGAUGAGUGCCAGCAGCACCACGUCGAUCGCUGAUUCAACUGAUUCGAAAGUAAGCGACUUGAUUGAUGCUGGAUACAGCAGGUCUGUCAAAGUGGUCGCGCGUAGUUUGGGAAAUCUAGACCCUUUAAUUCAUGGCUUAAAUUCGAGUGGGGACUGCUCGGUUUAUAAGGACUGCAAUUCUAUUGAGGCGUCGGUUUCUGCAAAACAGUCUUAUGACAGCAACGGUGACUAUUUAAAGUCUGGUUGUGUUCCCUGGGAAGAAUUAGUUAAACUUCAUAGGUCCAGCGCAUCUCUGUCGGAAAGUACCGCAAAUCUAAGCCUGUCCUCCACACCUUGUAAGUUCAUUAAAGACGAAAAGGAGCCCGCUGUGAUUAUGGACACCCCCUGUCCGAAGUUUGACACAUCACCUGAGAUCCGCACUCUCGACACCUGUUGCGAAACAGAGAGCAAGCAACAUCUGGGGCUUGAAGUAAUUCCCCGGCCACGGAUGGAGGGUUCUCCUAAUUUUCUUAUAGAGCUGACCAAGCCAGAGCAGCUGGGGAACUCCGGAAGGACCGACUCCAGGUGUACUGUGUCCGCCCAUUCCCCCGCGCCUCACACCACUUUACGUUGGCAGAUCCAAACCCCUAGUUCUGAGCCUCCGUACUGGCUCCACACCACAGCUAUGACCGAGACGGACGCCUUUCCAGCCAGCAGCUACGAAGGGAUUCCGAACCACACCCAGACCCAGAGGAACCCUUCACCUUUCUCCACCUUUCCAGGGAUGCAGCCUCACAGAAUGUGUGUUAUCUGUGGUGAUGAAGCAUCUGGCUGCCACUAUGGAGUCCUAACGUGUGGGAGUUGUAAAGUAUUUUUCAAAAGGGCAGUGGAAGGCCAUCACAGCUAUCUCUGCGCUGGGCGAAAUGAUUGCAUUGUGGACAAAAUUCGGAGAAAAAAUUGCCCUGCCUGUCGCCUCAGAAAGUGUUAUCAAGCAGGAAUGAUGCUUGGAGGCAGGAAACUGAAGCGCUUUGGAGCCUUGAAGGCCUUGGGCUUGGCCCCGUCCCUGAUGUUCCAGUCCCAUUUGGCCAUGUCCGGAGAUGGCCAGGCCUUGACCUCUGUGUCUUGUGUCCCAAGCAUCCAUGAGCUUCAGCUUUCCCAACAAAUAAUUAACAUCCUGGAAAACAUCGAGCCUGAGAUUGUGUACUCUGGUUACGACAACUUACAACCUGAAGUUCCACACCUUUUGCUCAAUAGUCUCAACAGGCUGUGCGAGAAACAGCUGCUGUGGAUUGUCAAGUGGUCCAAGUCCCUGCCAGGUUUUCGAAAUCUUCACAUCAACGAUCAGAUGACUCUAAUUCAGUACUCAUGGAUGAAUCUGAUGGUGUUCUCUCUUGGGUGGCGCUCUUUUCAGAAUGUCACCAGCGAAUAUUUAUACUUUGCACCUGAUCUGAUUCUUAGCCAGGAGCAAAUGAGGAGAUCCCCAAUUUAUGAUCUCUGCCUGGCGAUCCAGUUCAUUCCUCAGGAGUUUGCCAACCUACAAGUGACCCGUGAGGAAUUCCUCUGCAUGAAAGCUAUAAUAUUACUCACCACAGUGCCUCUUGAAGGUCUGAAAAGUCAGGCCGCAUUUGAGGAAAUGAGACAAAACUACAUACGAGAGCUGUCCAGAGCCAUUCACAUGAAGGAGAAGGGCAUGGUGGCCAGCUCCCAGCGGUUCUACCACCUUACCAAACUGAUGGACGCCAUGCAUGAUAUAGUGAAGAAGGUCAACCUGUUCUGUCUGAGCACCUUCAUCCAGGCUGACGGCAUGAAAGUGGAGUUUCCAGAGAUGAUGUCAGAAGUCAUCGCCUCUCAACUUCCCAAGGUGCUGGCUGGGAUGGUGAAACCCCUGUUGUUCCACACGAAGCAGUAAUGCAAACAUCAUGACUAUGGUGGUGGCCUUUGACUGGAUUAUCAUUGCAAAAUGCUUAAAUCUUCAGACACUGCAUUCUGCUGUAGUCAAAUGUGUAAACUAUGAUAAAUGCCUCAAUGUAAGGCAAAAUGGUAAAAAAACCCCACAUGGAUUCACAUGAAUGUAAAGUGCCUCUGAAAGCAUGAAUGUCCUUGAUUGUUUAAUUUCCAGUUUUAAAUCAUGUUACAAAAACAAACUUGAAUAUAUUUUAUUUGCUUUUUCUGUAACAGACCAACAUAAAACAGUGCAGAAUUUGUAAGUUUAUAGUCUAGAUAAAAUAAUAUUUUGCUGCAGGGUAAUAUCUAAAGUAGGGGUCACUUUAGCCAAAUGUUUUCCAUCUUUGAUUGCUUUUUUUUUUAUUAUUAUUUGAAACAGUGACAGAAAAGCUGGAGGGCCACCCAUCAUUUUGUCAGAUUACAAUUCACACUCCUGACCAAUUCAUGUAGUAGUAGACAUGUUUACGUGCAAAGUACAGCUAAUUAAGGACUUGUCCACACGGACAUGAUUUUCAGUGUAUCUGCAAAAGAUUUUUGUUGUUUAAGCAGUGCAUUCACAUGGAUUCAGAGUCUUGUGAGACCACAAACUAUGAUUUUUAGUGACGUUGAAGCUCCAUUUCUCUUUAUGACUUGCAUGCACAUCAAUUUCACAAGUAAACAUGGCUGGUUUGGUGUGUUUUGUGUUGUUCUCUGGUAGCACUACAGCACCACCGAUUGGCCCGGCAUACCUAUUACAUAUUUUUCUGUGAUGUCCUGUCAUGUUGGCCCACAUAUUUGUUUUAAGUGUUUCCAAAAAAAUAUCAUGCUCAUUCUCCUCAUUCAAAGGGUUUGUCAACAGUUCGGUUGGAGAAAUGUUUCCUAAUUUCAAAACAACUGAUAGAAGUGGCUUUUAAUUUCAGUCUCUUGUGUAGCAGCAGAAAACAGAUUCAGCUUCCAGAUCAACAUCAAAAUUCCCAUGAGAAAUCAUCUGUUUGAGGUAAAUGUGACAAUAGAGUCAGCAGGAAUUCUCUUUGAAACAUUAGACUAAGGACAAGUAAGCAAGCAAUUUCAUUGUUUUUACAUAUUGGUCCCACAGUCAGUAUUUUUUAUCACAGUGGAUGGAUUUGUUUGCUUGAUGUAUGAUGGAAUGGUAUGGAUUGUUCAGCCUAUUCGGGUUGAAUUUUAGUUAAAAUGAAUUGAAUGUCCAAUAGUCUCUGUGUUUUCUGAAUAACAGGAUAUCUGUAUUGAUAAUGAAAUUAACUUAACCCUCCUGUUGUCCUAAAAUAACAUUUAGUGGAUCUUUGGGGAGUUUUAACAUAGUGGCGGGUCAUUUUGACCCGAGGACAACAGGACGGUUAAACACAAACCAUCUAUUUUUCAUUCAUGUUUAGAUGCCACUUUGUGUUGGUCUUUGACAAAAAAAUCACAAUAAAAUGUAUUAAAGGUU
Messenger RNA from Gambusia affinis (western mosquitofish), 3801 nucleotides. It is a transcript of the gene pgr, whose product is annotated as progesterone receptor. The coding region runs from base 430 to 2340 and encodes 636 amino acids. The transcript is spliced from 8 exons. The record is from RefSeq and is a predicted model, not a curated record. NCBI's taxonomy places the organism in Eukaryota, Metazoa, Chordata, Actinopteri, Cyprinodontiformes, Poeciliidae. Gene Ontology annotation, molecular function: zinc ion binding; sequence-specific DNA binding; DNA-binding transcription factor activity. Gene Ontology annotation, biological process: regulation of DNA-templated transcription.